AUGGACGCACGAGCUAUUAACAAUGGUGCUUGGAGUCCGAAUCAUUUUGUUCCUCUUUUAUCACCAGCUAUACAUUACGAAUCUGAUAACAGCAAUCAGCCAACACCAAUUGUUGUGACUCCUGAAAAGAAAACGCUCAAGAACAAUACUGUUACUCAAAUACGAAUUCCUGAAUUUCAGUCUUCUCUUAGCAGACGUUUACGUACUGGAGACAAUAUAGGAAUUGACUCUACUCAGUCAACUAAUCCAGGUACAAUGCAAAAUAGUCAAAAUGACUUAGCAGAACAACAUCAAAGCAGACUUGACAAGCUAAAAGAGCAGGCUCGAAUCAGUCGAAUGAACGAAACAGACGAACAGCGUCAAAACAGACUUGAAAAGCAAAAACAGCGAGCCCAGUCAAGUCGCACCGGUGAGGCGGAAGAACACCGCCAACUUCGCCUUGAAAAGCAAAAAACACGAAAUCAAUCGAAUCAAUCGAAUGAAACAGCAGAACAACGUCAAAAUCGACUUGAGAAGAAAAGAGAACGAACUCGAUCCAAUCGAACGAAUGAAACAGAAGAACAACGUCUGAUUCGACUCGAGCAGCAAAGAAAGCGAAGCCAAGCAAAUAAAAGGAAAAGGAAACUUGAGAAACGUGCUUCUGACAAUAGUGCUAUUCAACAACAAGACAUCGAUAUGCAGUUAAAUGAAACAGAACAUCAUGCGCUUCGUGAUGGAGACAAAAUGGAUGAUCUUACGCGAAACGAAAAUGUCGUAAAUAAAAAGAAAAGUUCAACUUCUUUGCCUUGGCCUGAACCGAUUGCUCAUAAAUUGAAAGAGGCGUGUUUGCAACAAUUUCUUCGACGAAUGUCCAUGUCAGCACUGGCUGAGACUACUUGUGCAGUUUGCAAUGUCCGCACUCCAGUACAGAAGACGAAAAAAAUACCAAUGUCGAAAAUUCCUCAUUUUCAUUUACUUAAAGUUUCUGAUGAACUCAAAGAUGUAAUCAUAAGCACUCAAUCAUCAACUUCGAAAAAUUCUAACGGUGACAAGAUACAGGUGGUUGAACAUGCUCAAAUUCCUUCAACCUUGAAUUCACCAUCUUUUUAUUAUGAAAAUGGUAUCGUUCUAUACACCAAUGGUUUAUCUCAACAAAACAAACUGAACAUGUGUACACUUUGCCAAAAAUGUUACGAAGCCUUGUCGAAGGAACAAAUUCCUAAAUUUUCACCUGCCAAUAAUAUGUGGUUAGGUGAUGUGCCUACUGAAUUGCAAGGACUUACAAUUCCAGAAGAGAAACUCAUAUCACUUUAUCGUCACAAUAGUUGUGUGAUAAAACUUCAAUCACCUUUUCAUUCUACUACAACUGCCCAAGCAGCAUUAAAGGGCAACUGCAUUACUUUUCUUCAAAAUGUACCAAACAUCGUUAGUAGUUUACCACUUGCACUUGACGAUCUGUGUGAUACACUUAAGGUGAUUUUUGUUGGAGCACGUCCUCCUGAACGUAUUCAUCUUAAGAAAAUCCUAACGGUACAAUCAAAUAGUGCAUUAAACAAAUUAUUGCAUCAUAUUAAAACCAUCGGUGGUCGAGUUAUGGGUUCAGCAUAUUCACGUACGGCAUUACGUACACGUAUUCAUGCAUUAAUCUAUAAUCAAGGGUUACCAAGCAUUUUUUUAACUUUAAAUCCAGCUGAUAUUCACAGUCCCGUGGCAUUAUAUUUUGCCGGUAUCAAGCUUGACUUGGACAAUAUUCAAAUGGGACAACUUAUGGAUACUUACAAAAGAGCUGAAAUUAUAGCAUCUCAUCCUGUUGCUACUGCCAAAUUUUUUCAUUUAUUGAUCAGUAAUAUUUUAAAUACUAUGAUUAGUGGUGGUGUUCUUGGCCCAAUAAAAGCUUACUUCGGUACCGUUGAAAGCCAAGGACGAGGUUCUCUUCACUUGCAUCUUCUUAUUUGGCUUGAUCAUGACAUGAAGCCAGCUGAUAUGAAAGAGAAAAUUCAAAAUGCUGAUUUUCGUGAAAAAUUGAAAGCAUAUUUAGAAGACAUCAUCAAAGAAGACUUAGAUGAAUUCAAAGACAAACAUGUCUUUGAGAAUUUACACGUGACAAGAACAUUGAAUACUCCACCACGAUUAUCACAAGAUAAUAUCUAUGCAGCUUUACGUACUAUGGAUUUAACAGGUUUAGGCGAAAAUAUAAAUAAAUCUCCUGUUUGGUCGACACCAAUCAAGCAACAACUUUCUCCGUCAACUCCUUAUGCUGCUUCAUUAUGGAAUAAAUCGUUACAUACACCAACACAUGAUCGACCAACAUCUGAUGUAAUCGGUGAUGAUGUAUAUGAUGAUGAGAUUAUUGACGAUGAAAAUAAUGACGAAGAACAGUUUCAAAUUCAAUCUGUUGAAAAUGACAAAAGCUUCGUACUCGUUAAUACACGAAUCGAUUAUCAAUAUCGCUCCAAUAUUCUCAACAACACAUGUUUAUACGAUUUUGUCAGUAUAUUAUAUAAGAAAAAAAUUAAUGCAACAGAUCUGAAAUAUUUAUCCAAGACGACUGCACCAAUAAGAGAAGACAUUUGCGAAAAAGGUCGACCGCCUAAUGAACGUUAUCCUUUUCAAAAACAGCACCCACAGACAUCAACACAUCUUAUGAUGAAAUACAGCCAGCCUCAUAUACCUAUUCUUUAUGGUCCCCAAAUUCCUCGACGAGAUCGUGAUGAUACUCGAGAACGAUAUAGUCGAGCUCUUCUCACGCUCUUCGUGCCCUGGUGCACGGUUACUGAUCUAUGCGAUGUCAACCAGACAUGGGAAGAUGCAUUCAAAUCUCGACAACAUCUUAUUUCUAUGCAUUCAUGGAAAAUUAUAGAAAAUAUCCAACUUCUACAUGAAUGUAAAAAGGACCGCGAUGAACAUUUACUCCAAGUUAUUACUGAAGCUCAAACUGAUAAUGGCGCAAUCGAUCCCAUACUUUUGCCAGCAAAUCAUGAUGUUCAUGGCGAACACGAUAUGGACGACAGCGAAGACUUACUUGAGCUACUUAGACAUUUAGACGAACACACAUCUACUGCGAUCAAUACUACCAAAAAGUCAACAGAGAAUAAAUAUAUUGAAGAAACUAUCGCAACAGUCGAGAACGUCGGCCGAUUUACUCAUCUCAACACAUAUCAACAAUCUUCUUUAAAUGAAUCUACCGAUAAACAACUUGUACCUUUCGUUUCUGCAACACCUGAUCUUGUUCGACUAAAUACGAAAUGGCAAGAACAGCUAAAGAAUGAGAAAGAACGAGUUAGAAGAAAUUUGAUGAAUGGCAGUCAUGAAAAAGAUUGGGAUGGUACGUUAGACUUGAAUGCUGCAAAAGAUGCUGUUAUAACUGUAAUAAAUCCAAACAAUUAUAAUACGAGCAAAUUUGAAAACUAUGGCUCGGUUCUUCCAGUAAUCUCAGUCACAGCAAACUUUCCUACUCAGAGAAGCAUUGUCGAACAAUUUACACUGAACAGAGAACAACGAGCUGCAUUUAUGAUAAUAACAAGUCAUCUUGAUGGUGACAAUCGUUGUCGUACAGGUGAACAACGUAAUUCUGGAAAGCCACGCACCAUCAAACCAGGUGAUUCAAAACUCGAAAAACAAUGGAGACUCAUAGAAUAUCUCUUCAUUGAUGAGAUGAGUAUGGUUGGUUUAACUCUUCUUGCAAAACUGAACCGAAUCAUUUCUGCUGCAAAACAUGUUGAUCCUCAAAUUCCUUUUGGUGGAGUGAACGUUAUUUUUUUUGGCGAUUACUUACAAUAUCCCCCGGUAUAUGAUGCACCGUUACACACCGAUUUUUCAUUGCCCACCAAAAAGAAAUCGAGUAAACUACCCACUGAAAAACAAAUUCAACAACGUGUCGCACGUUCUUUAAUACUUCAAAUUAAUUGUGUCGUAAAACUUACGCAGCAGAUGCGAACGGAAGACUUAAGAUAUCUUCAAUUACUCGAACGGCUUCGUCAUGGACAAUGUACUCACGAUGAUUAUGAAUUAUUGCUGACACGAGUGGUUGGACAACCAUCAGUAGCGUCUCUACAUGAUUCACCAUGGAAUCAAGCUCCUAUUCUGGUGUUUCGAAAUGAAGUACGAACCCAAUUAAACCACAAGGCAGCAAUUCAUAAUGCAACACAAUCAGGCAACUUACCAAUGGUAUGCGUCGCUCAAGACACUUGUAAAGGCAAACCAAUUGAAGAUCCAACACUUAUAAAAAAACUGUUAGAAUUAUCUGAUAUUUGA
This is a messenger RNA of Rotaria sordida, 4233 nucleotides long. Lineage: Eukaryota; Metazoa; Rotifera; Eurotatoria; Philodinida; Philodinidae. The record is from the annotation of a GenBank genome assembly.